Alosa alosa (allis shad) is the source of this 3036-nucleotide messenger RNA. RefSeq names its product notch receptor, like (gene notchl). The transcript has 11 exons. Gene Ontology annotation, biological process: cell differentiation; Notch signaling pathway; multicellular organism development. NCBI's taxonomy places the organism in Eukaryota, Metazoa, Chordata, Actinopteri, Clupeiformes, Clupeidae. Bases 248 to 2692 code for a protein of 814 amino acids. Gene Ontology annotation, molecular function: protein binding. The record is from RefSeq and is a predicted model, not a curated record. Gene Ontology annotation, cellular component: membrane.
UGUUCACACGGUUCCUCUGUGCGUCUCCAACCCCUCCUGACUGGCUGACCGACCCAGGAGAGGACACGACCAACUCUGGCAGGCAUAGCGUGCUGUCUCAUCACCGCUGUCAUCACAGGAGAGAGGCCAGAGACCACAAACACCCACACAAGGACCUGCUCUCACUGCUCCGAGUCCUGGAAACGUCCCACGCGUGUUUGGACCGAGGGGAGAGAGCGACUGGGACAUAGUCUGCCUCUGUGGCGCUAUGCAGCUGCCCGGGAGGGUGGCCUUACUGCUGUGCUGCUGCUGGACCACUCUUGGACGAGGCUCAUCUGCCAGUGACCCCUGGGCCCAGUGUAAGAACAAAUCCUGUGAAAGCAAGUUUGCAAAUGAAGUGUGUGAUAAGGACUGCACUGAGCCUGAGUGUCUGAGAGAUGGCUUGGACUGCAUCACAGACAAGGGCCAAUGCAAGCAAGGCCAUGUUGAGUACUGCAAGCACCACUAUGACAACUCUCACUGUGACCAGGGCUGCAACAACGCGCUCUGUGGUUGGGACGGGAGCGACUGCUACCACGACCCCAUCUGGGCCACGGGGUCCCUGAUUGUCCAGACCAGGAUCCCCUUCACACAGGGACCCUUCCAGAACAACUCCCUCCUAUGGACACUGAGCACACUGCUGAGGACCCCGGUGAAGCUGAGGGACAGGGCUCCAUUCAAGCCCAGCAGUGACCUCCACAGACUCCAGCCCCAGCAGCUGGCUGACCUGCUGAAGCCCACCGCACCGGUCAGCAGCAGUGAGGGCUCGCUGCUGUUCCUGCAGGUUGAUAACAAGCCGUGCGUCCAGCAGCAAGAGGCCAGCUGCUUCCCCUCGGCGCCCGGCGCUGCCCGCUUCCUCCAGGCCAGGAUGGCACCGGGCCGCAUCCCCAGUGGCAGGCUCGCCGAGGUCCAGGCCAUUGUCCACGUGCGCGGUGUCAUGGAGGAACUCGGGGACAGGAGUGAGGAAGGAGUGGAGGCUAAAACGGGUGGAAAAAGGGGAGAGAAUAGAGAUGCAGCACCUGCAUGGCUGUGGCCGGUGGUUGGCACGGGAGUCGGCUUGGGCCUGGCGGUGGUGGUUGCUGUGGUUCUGGUAGUGAUGUGGGUCCGGAGGAGGAGGAGGAGGGAGCGGGCAGGGGAAUCGGACAGGGUGCGCCACCGGUCCACCGGCACUGACAACGGCAAAAACAACAACGGCAGCAAGGCCUGGAUUGAGACGGCCAGCCACCGCGGGGAGCGCGGGAAAGAUCGCAGGGAGAAGGAGAAGAACGGCCUGAAGAAGAAAAAGGGGAAGGGGAAGGACACAGGGAAGAAACGGCGAGAGCCGCUCGGAGAGGACGCCAUUCGACUACGGCCACUGCGAAAGGACCUGGACAUAGGAAGUGACACAGACAUGACCCAGAGUUCCAUGGAGGACGUCAGGUAUGCACGGCGGGAGGAGAUCUGCGACCACCGGACGCCAGAGCAAAAGAACUUCAGGCUCCUUCCCAGCCGCCCACAAUCACUAUCACCAAUGCAGGCCCCCCCUGGAGGCUGGGAAAGAAAUUCAACCCCUUCACAUCAAAGGUCACAAACACCAACCAAUACUGCUUCAGUGCAGUGGUGCGGUCCAGAUGGGUCAGUGGUUCUGAUCCGCGCUGUGCGUAGUGGGCUGGACCGAGUGGUUCUGGAGCUGCUCAGGGCUGGAGUGCCGGUCAACAACACGGACCAUACAGGGAGAUCAGCCCUCCACUGGGCAUGCACCGUCAAUCACCUCUCCUUGGCUCGAACUCUCAUUCGCUACGGUGCGGCGGUGGACCUCCAGGAUAACAAGGGCGAAACGGCUCUCUUCCUCUCAGCGCUCCACGGUUGCUACGACACCGCCAGAUUCCUGCUCCUCAAUGGAGCCAACCAGGACCUCUGUGAUCGGCACGGCCGGCGCCCUGUGCACGUGGCGCGCGAGGGCAUGCACCACCAGGUGCUGGAGCUGCUGUUGGCACACAGGGUGCAGCGGGGGCCUGUCCCCAUAGACCCGGCCUGUGAGGUGCUCUGGGACGACAGGGCCUACCUGUACUCCCCCUGGGCUGCGCCGCCCUCUCUUCCCAGCAGGAGUGCCUCAUUUUCAGGAGCCAUAACACCCAGAGGACUCUCAUCACCUCCACCACCAAGUGAUUGGUCAAUGGGUCCCAGGCAAUGUCCCUCGCCUCAAAACUGGCGCCCAUCACCCAGCCAAUCAACAACAGCACUGGUGACACCUAGAAUCCUUGGCCUUCCACCCCGGCCAAUCAGCACCUUGCAGGAAGUGACCUCAGAGGCAGAGGAAGAGGAAAGGGAAGCAGCCCGCGACCGCGAGGGUCCUCGAGCAGUUACGCCUCACUUCCUGUCGCCACAGCCCGCGCCGCGACAGAGGUCCUUCUCUUGUACCCAGCACGCUUUGCAGCGGCGCUCCGGCUGCAACCCCGCAGAGCUGUCGCUGCACAUUCCAACGCCCACAGAGAAGGCAGCCAAUGAGCACAUCGAGAGAGUGAUUUCACCGCCGCCUAAAGAAGCUCCAAACCAAUUAGAAAAUAAAGGUAGCAUCCCCGUCCCUCCCAAACCCCAGAUAGACCCUGAGAGAGAAAUCAGCACAAAGAACUGCAACCAGAAGAGUGAAAAAGCCAAUCAUGAAAACCUCACUUCUGUUCAGUCUGCUCUGUAAGCACACAUGUAUGCUUGAAGCCCAGUAGGCAUGAUUUAUGACAGAGCAUGCCCAACAGGAUCCACUUAAGAGUUGUAUACAUUUCCAGCUAUGAUAUAUUUCAUGUAUUCUCCAUAUUGCCACAAUACUAUGUCAAGGACACAGCUGUGUAUGAUUCUUAAUAACCGUGUCAAUGGCAAUAAUCAACUAAUUAAAUUAACUGUGUUUUCUUUGAAAAAUAAUUUAGCCAAUUCCAAUAGCACUAGACUUGAACCCAUUUGUGAUUUAGAACAUCUGGUCCAUUUCUCGGUAUGAACAGGUGGUGGAAAAAGUUUAUGGUUUUGAAUAAUUAAGAGAAUCUCGGG